UUAUUAACAUGAAUUUAUUUUUUAUAAUAUACUAUGUAAUUCAUCAUAGAUGAUGAUUCAUUAAUCUUGUAACGUGAGUAUUUAUUUAAGGUCGAUUAAAGUUUAUAAGAAUCUUAGCCUUUCACAAUCUCUAAAACCAAAAAUUAUUUUAUUUAAAACAUGUUUCUAACUUUUUGAUAAUGAGAAAAUAUUUUUUCCCUUUUCGUAAAAUCCAUAUUCCCCUUUUAUUAUACUUAUUUAAUAUUUAAUUUAUGAUCAAUUGUAGAAAAAUAAACAUAUUAAUUAAUUAAUGAUAUUACCGAUAUUAAUCAUUUUAAAUUUUAAUAUUAGAGUUUGAACGCGAAAAAUCAUUUCGCAAAUAAUAGUAUAGAUUAUAAUUUCUGGACUUUUCUAAUAAUAAUUUAAGAGUGUGAAUACUUUAAAUAAAGUAAGACAUAGGGUUAUGAUCACAAACGAUCGUCUGAAGAAUAAUGGACUGACAAGUGUCACGAGUAAUUGACAGUCUCGACACGGCGAAAGAGACAGCCAGAUAGGUACUUUGACAUUGGAACACAUUUUUAUGGACCCGCCGGAUCUCUUAAAUGCAUCUAAGCCGUCCAUCUCAUAACUAAACCAAACUAACAAAUAACAAUAUAACAAAAAGUUUUGUCAGAAUUAAUAAUGUUUACAUCUACUUAACCGUCUCCAAUGGUAGACUGAAUUAUAAAAUGAACAAUUGGAGCAAAUCUAAUUCUAUAAUAAAAUUACUCUUUUUUAGAGUGAAAUAUAGAAUAAAGUUUUGUGUAACCAUUGAAAAUGCUCUUAACCAGCACUUUUUCAUUCACAUAUACUAACAAAAUCUCUAUUUAUCUUAAGUGUUAAUAAAUUCGAAACAUCGAUUCUGAGUGUUACUUGAAUUAGAUAUAAACAUUUUUGUUAGUGUAUUUACUAUUGUGUCGCUAGUUAAAAACAAAUAUCAUAAAGUCUAUUAUUGAUUUUGUAUUAAUGUUAUCACUGUCUAUAUGAAUUUUAGACGAAAAAAGCAAAGAAAAAUAGUAAAUUGUGGGCUCAUCCCACAUUGAUUUCACCUCAUUCUAAGUCUUUUAUUGUUGUUUUCUUUUUUUUUUCUCGCCUCUUUAAAAAUGUAAAAAAUUUAAGAAAAUAAGAGAAUGAUCUCGGAACCUUCAUGGAAAAUCAAACACCAGCUUUGCAUUAGUUACACAAAGACAAAGCAGCUAUAAAUAGUUAGAUACAAUCACGAGAAGGCAAAACAAAAAUAACCAAAACAGAAAAUAACACAAAGCUCACAAGAUUUAAUCAAUGGCAAACAUCUUCCUCAUCGCUAGUGGAUCGAGAAGAACAAGAAGAGCAAUGAAAUCAAAGAACCCUCAAGAAAAGAGAUCAAAUUCCAUUUCAGACAAUAACUUCUCAUGCAAGAAGCACACGAAACAUAGACAGUCUCCUGGAAUCUGUUCCUUAUGUCUAACUGAAAGGCUCUCUAAGAUAUCUCUAGAGUACUACGAGUACACUAAAAACGUAGCUAAGAAGGAAGCAUCUUGCUGCUCAUCAUCUUCUUCUUCUUCCACGUCGGUGUCAUCUUGUUACUCAUCUUCUUCAGUCUCUUCUUGUUCUCCAUUGCAAUAUCGGUACAGAGAGAAGAAGAAGGAUGGGAAGAAACAUAGCUUUGUCUUCAGAUUAUUGCUCGGAUCUAUCGUAGAUUAGUUCUUUGAUUUAUUUAAGCUUUUUAUACAUACUAGUAAUAUAAUUAUUUUUAUGCAUUCAUUCUUGUCUAGUCAAGAAAUGCAGAGAAUCAGCAAAAUUGCACAAGAUUUUUAUACCUACAAAAUUCUCUCCUUUUUUAAAAUAUUGUUGUAAGCUAAUAACGGAAGUGAAAUUCAUUUUUUUUUUUUAAAUGAUACAUCACAAUUCACAAGUCUCUGGUUGUAACCUAUGUCGGUGGUAAUACUGUAUAUGUUUUGUUUAGUCACGACAUUUUUACUUGUUAAAAUUAAAAUUUCACUAGAUUAUAUUAUCCCAAAUUUUUUAUUUUCGUAUGAUUUUUUUUUUCAUUAUUAUCAAAGUGUACAAACUCGAAUCCAAAGCCGGCAGUUUUACGGACAUACAAACACCAAAAAGGAAACACAGCUCUAAAUUAUUAAUCAAAAAAAGAUUUAUUGACUUUGCCACCAAUUUUAAUAGAUUACUUUUAAUAGUGAGUUUAGAAUUUAUAUAUCUCACGUAGAAUGAAUAAAGAUCAACAUAAACUAAUUCUCGAGAUAUAUGUUCAGAAAAAUUUCUCGAGAUAUAUAGAAAGUUGGUUAUUUUUCAAACGUUUACUACUAAACAAAAAAAGAAACCAUAACAAUUUUCGUAGACAGUGUGAUUCAAUUGUGUUUUUGACAUUCGUGACGAAUCUAGGUCUUUGUCCUGUCUACGAAAUUUGAGCCAUUAUAAACAGUUGAGUGAGCCAGGCCUUAUUGGUCAAUAACGCAUCAAUUUAUCUAGAUAUUUGGGUGCCAUCUUAUGAUAAAAUACGUAGGUAACUAGGUAAAUCUCAGGACAACAGUUGAAAAAGACGAAUAAUUCUUUUGCCGUUCCAUUUUUGUAGUGCACAUAUAUGUGAUCUGUAUUAAGAACGUCAACAAAAAAAAGAAUACACAAAGAGAUCCAUGACAUGAUAAGCUGGCGCAUGACUUUUACUCUAGUUGCCAGAAAUAAUGUACGGUAUGAGGACAAAGACGUGUUGUACUUUCAUACCAUAUGAUUCACUUCAUAUUACAUACAGCUGUUCAAAAUUUUAAUUAAGCCGUACCAGUAAUGUUUGUUGCAUGCAAUCAUAAAUAUUUACAGAUAGAUGUGUAUGUGUUCCGCGUCUUGGCACUUAGAAUAUACUAUAUAGACCACCGGUCCCGUGAAACUUCUUUGAACAUUAGUAUAUAUUUUUUAAUUCACCAGCAAUCAUUAAUUCGUUUUAUAGUUAAGCUCAAAUGAAGAACUAUAACCCCCAUAAGACUAUAGUGUCAAUGAUUGACAUUAACAAUCAAGUACGUACAAAUUCAAACAAAAAUAAAUUUGAGCCAACCAAAUACGAUUUUACGGAUAUGCAUAUAUAAUAAGCUAUUUUGAUUUUCUUCAAACAAAUGGAACUCAAAACCGACCUAUACUAGUCUAUUACUAAGACCAGCCUCGUCUAGUCUUGUUUCAGCGUGAUGCGUGAGAUACAUUACUGAUAUGUUUUGAGUUGUUGUUUAAUUCACUUCCUUCAAGAUAUAUCUAUCUUCGACUGAAUGGAGAAAAGAAAAUAUCAUUAACCAUGUGUCGACACAGAUUUCAUGUAAUCCUUUGGUUUUGGUAAGACUAAAGGGUGGUUCUUGGCCUGAGGGCACGUCUGCAUGGAUGUCACAAAUCAUCAUAACAAAAGACUAAAGGCUUGGCCGUGGCUGAAAACUACUCCAAAACUUAGGCGGCGACUCUCAUGCCAAGUAUCAGUCCAUUUACUGGAGGUCUGGAGCUUAAAUUGCAUUGUCGAGGACUAAAAAGAACAAAACAAAGGCUUGUCAAUUUCUAGAAAUGGAUCAUCUCAGAUUUUUUAACACUUUUCACCUUUUAACGAUACAUUGAGCCUUUUUAGGAGAAAUAAAGGAACCACCCUCUUUAAGACAAUGUAUCUCUUCUUCAACUAGUGUAACCUUAUGCCGUGAAACUAGCAAUUUUAUUGAAGACUCCUCUCGUUGUCCUUCGAGUUAUGAUAAAGCUAACCUUGAUUAAUUUGUACUCUCCUUGGUUUUGCGACUUUCAGUAAUCGUUCUCAGAUUCUUGAUGUCUCUUGCUAUUAUGUCUUCUAAGAUGUAGUUCUGCUAUAUAAACUUCCUCUCAUUCCAAAUUUUGUGAAAAUACAACAAAAUCCAUCUUAAUAAUUUUAAAAAUUCCAGAUUCAAAGGAAAAAUAUGUGCAUAUAUGCAUUUGUGCUUAAAGCCGCAUCAUAAAA
This is a messenger RNA of Brassica napus (rape), 3967 nucleotides long. RefSeq lists its product as uncharacterized. The transcript has a single exon. The record is from RefSeq and is a predicted model, not a curated record. The coding region runs from base 1300 to 1701 and encodes 133 amino acids. NCBI's taxonomy places the organism in Eukaryota, Viridiplantae, Streptophyta, Magnoliopsida, Brassicales, Brassicaceae.